GAAGGUUAAACGUUUCGGUGCGAAGUCCCUGCAUGCAUUUCUCUCCUGAAAAAAAGAAGAAGUUUUCUAUUUGACGGGUUCCUAUUUUCACUCUAAAAGGAGAGAAAAUUUGUCCGCCCUUCGACGGGUUCUUUUACACAAAUACACCAUCUGCUGCGAGAUAAUGGGGAAAUUACAACAAACGAUCCCUGUGUUAUUAUUGGCGGCAUGCAUUGCACAUGCUGCCGACAUCUGCGGGACAACUAUAACGUACCCUGGCACACUGGAGUCUCCGGGAUUCCCCAGCCCUUAUGCAAACAACCUUCGGUGUAACAUGACCCUCAUAGGUGGCAGCGAUGCUCCCAUUGUAUUACAGUUUCAAAGUGUCGACUUCAGGGACGAUGGCGAUAUGGUUAUGGUCGAGGACCAGUAUGGAGCUAUUUCGUGGGUAACUGGCAGUGUGGUUCCUAAGGAGUUUCUAAGUAAAGUACUGCACGUGACCUUUAUAUCUGAUGGCGUCAAUACCAACGGGACCGGGUUUCAAAUGACCUUUGCUGAAUACCCAAGAAAUGAUGUGCCAGUAAAAGAAACAUUCCACCAAGUAUCGAUGAAACCAGGCAAGGCACUUCACCUGUACAGCAACGACUACCCCAUGAACUAUGAUGACACCACUCACUAUAUUUGGAACAUUACGUCAUCCGAUCUCAUGACCUUCACCAUGGUCGACGUAGAACUCGAGGUACGUGAUUGGAUGAAAGUCACCUCAUACUCCCUGACUCGUGACCCCACGGAGCUGCUUAUGCAAAUGGGAACGCCCUCCGCGAACAUUGGACAAAUCACGGUAGCGGAGAGUGAUUACGUCAUUGUAGAGUUCCGGACGGAUUUUUCAGGGCGGGCCUCCGGAUUCCACAUCAUUGUUGAACCGAACAGCGUUGCAGCAAUGGAGGAAAAGCCGCUUUCUUCAACAUGUGGAGGCAACUUUACACUAGUCGAAUCCGCCCUUACCUUCAACCUGCCUGCCGACACAGCUGAUCUGCACUGCGUCUACAGGAUAACCAACAGUGACACGACCUCCAGGAUGCGAGUCCUGGUGGACGAAAUGACUUCAGAAGAGGGAAUCGACGCCCUUCACGUGUUCACUGGUCUUGAUCACUCAGACUCGUCUGCCUACCGCCGUCAGCUCACCGGCUCAGUCAAUGACGAGGUCAUCUUCCUCCAAGAGGGUCAUGGUGUGACCAUGGUUUUCACUUCCGGGUCAGCUAACAUCAGUCGAUCGCUCACUGUACUCGUAGAGCACGUCCAAGAUUAUGGUUGUGGAGGAACACUUGAUCUGACAACAUCAAACGGGAUGGGAACCAUUCACAUUGGAAACCUGUCCGCGAGCAUGAUCGACGUGUAUUGUCAAUGGCAUGUCCACACGUCGAUGCUGACAAAUGUGAACGUCCGCGUAUCCUCACAGUCUGAAUCCCUGUAUGACAUGUUGGAGAUCGGCUACGGGUCCGCUCCUACCGAUUUGGGUAGCCGGUUGAAGCUGAUGACCGAUGACGUCAGGAACCAGACCUAUUCCACCUACAAUGGCGACCUCUGGAUCGUAUUCUCAGCCGAGGAUGUGAUGUCCAAUGAAGUCGACAUCGAUCUCGUGCUUGAUGACGAUGCCUGCCUGAUUGACACGCGUUUAGACCUGAAUGGCGUCAUCUCGACCCCGCAGCUCGCCGGCGGGUUCUACCCGAACGACGCCGAUUGCCAGUGGAUUAUCCAAGUCCGCGGGGGAUUCCGAGUCCGUAUUCAUUUCACCGAGUUCGACUUAGAAUUCGGGCACGAUAAAAUCAUCAUCGGAGGCUCCGACCUUGUCGAUGACAACUUCGGAACUUCGUAUAUCAUUAUUACUGGUUCAGAAUUACCCAAUGAUGUCAACAGCCGGUACAAUGGCCUCAAUAUCCGAUUCACAUCGGAUAGCACUGGUACCGGUUCCGGAUUCAGUUUGACUUAUGAAGAAUUCUUCGAUUGCCCUACCGGAUACAGUUACAACCCGUCGAACGAUACUUGCUACAAGUUCGUGGACACGCCCACCGAUUGGUUCAGCGCCCGCUACGACUGCACUGACGUCGCCGAUGGUGAUAUUGUCGUGAUCAAUGACCAGGCGGAGAACGACUACGUCCUCCAGACGAUCAAUGCCAUGAAGGGCAACGAUUCCAGUGAUUGGUGGAUAGGCUAUUACGAUGGCGCCAUCAACGGCGUGUGGACAUGGGUGGAUUGCGGUGCGGAUACCGAUUUUGCCGACACCAACUGGCAGUUCGGUGCGCCGAAUAACCGGGACGACAGCCACUGCGCCUACAUGAAUCUAACCGAUGGGAAAUACAAUGAUGAUGCCUGCUUUAAUACCAGACGUUAUGUCUGCGAAAUCACCCGAAAAGAUUAUGUGGAUUCCGACUGUUACCCGUCGAAUUUCCAAGUCAUUUCCAUCGACGAUGAUGAAGUUUCUUUGUCUUUCAACGUUUCUGAAUAUGCAUGCGACGUUGCCGGAUAUACGAUCCGUUACAAUACCACAGCCGAAGGCGAUUUUAUCGCAAUCGAUCUCGUAGGGGCGCUUAACACUGACGUCGUUAUUAGCGGUCUCUCUCCCGCUACUACCUACCUGUUUGAACUGACGACCUGCACGGUCAGCUAUGGGUGCUACGGAUUCAGCACCGCUCUGUCUGUGCUUGGUACAACCACUUGUCCCGACAACUACGAGCUUGGUCCCAACGGCCAUUGCUACCGCUUCAGAGACCUCGACCUCGGCUCCUGGUGGUCGACCGGAAGACGAACAUGCGACAACGUGGCCGACUCCGAUCUCGUCAUCGUCAAUGACCAGGCUGAACUUGAUUUCCUAACAAUGAGGUCGGCGGAGAUCAACCCCAACAUGACGUGGUGGGUCGGCUAUUCGGAUCAGUCCGUAGAGGGCGAAUGGCGCUGGGUCGAUUGCACAGAAUCGACCGAUUGGCAGAACGAUCUCUGGGAGGCCGGUUCCCCUGGCAACGGUCGUCUGGACUGCGCGGCUCUCCAACCCACCGGUGAUCUUGUAUCUCUCGUUUGUGACAAAGCACUAAGUUACAUAUGCGAAAUAUCUCCAAAAGAUUUCCAACUCCAGGACGCUAACCCAAGUGAUCUUGCCGUCGUCGCUACACAAACAAGCAUGCUGGUCACGUGGACACAAUCAGAGACAAGCUGUGACGUAGUCGGUUACAGAGUUCAGUAUUGGCUGGCUGAUGAAGACAACGCUGACGUCAGUUCCGAACUCGUAUACGGAGGUAAUGCAAACAGCGCCUCCAUCGAUAAUUUAUUGCCAGACCGCAUGUACAACGUGAACGUGGCAGCUCUCCUCAGUCAGGAUUAUGAGCUGUCCCCUAUUGGACCCGUGACAGUCAAAACAGUUGCUGCUAUCAUCCUCGAAUGCUCGCCCACCAGCAUGUCAGUGCGAGUUCCUCUGGAGCGUCUCGGCGGUGCGACCGUCGGGACCGACCUCCAGCUCAUGAACGAUGAAAAUUGCCAGGGGGUUAUCUCCACAGAUGGAAUGGCCAUUGUUAUCUCCACCAAUCUGACGUCAUGUAACAAUGAUAGGAGUGAAGAUGCCACUUUCGAGUUUUACAGCACCCAGUGACCGAGCGAGAGUAUGGUGUCGUAACCCGUGUUUCUGAUGUGUACAUCCCAUUCACCUGUACUUACAACCGAACUGGACGGGUGGGACUACGCUCAUA
Molecule: messenger RNA, 3716 nt
Organism: Strongylocentrotus purpuratus (purple sea urchin)
Lineage: Eukaryota; Metazoa; Echinodermata; Echinoidea; Camarodonta; Strongylocentrotidae
Product: cubilin-like
Exons: 21
Coding region: 164-3619 (1151 amino acids)
Molecular function (GO): protein binding; signaling receptor activity
Source: RefSeq, a predicted model, not a curated record